AAGUUUUAUUUUACAAAUAAAUUAUAACUAAGACUUUGAUGCGAUUUUCAACGAUUGUAUCGCGGUAAUAUCUGUAUCUGGUAGCACAGAAGCACGAUACUAUACCAAUUUUUUAAAUUACCUUUGCAUUCAUAUUUUAUUAUUCUUAAUUUUAUCAUUAAUGUUGCUUUUUCAAGUAUUGCGUUGUCGCAUUGGAGUUCAGUUUGUUUGUUUUAAAGUAAUUUGCAAGUAUUGUCAAUAUGGCCGUCCGUCAUAUGUGUCAUAUGUGUCGAAAUAUCUAACAAUAGUAACUCGAUGAGUUCUAUCGAUCCAAAUUAAGACAGAAUCUACUGUAUUGAUUUAUCUACAUGGUAAUAUCGAUACCAAAGCUUAGUGAUAGCUAUUCGUAAGAAGUAUGAAAUGUUUUUACCGUUACUCCGAUACAAUAUGGUAAUGGACCGAUCGAGAAUUCGGUUUGUUUGUAAUCUGCCUAGGCAUAUUGUAGUCAGUAAAUUGUCAAGUCAGAAAAAUAAAAAUAUUCGGGUAGAUACAAAUAUGUCAAUGUGAUGAAGAGAAGUGCAACCGUUAAAUUGACUAUGUUAACUUAAGCAAAAUGGAUAUUACAGAAAGGUUUAAAUUGCAUAAUUUAAUAGUUCUACGGACAAUAGGCAAGGGCACGUAUGGAAAUGUUUACUUAUGUGAAAAACAAAAUAAAAAGUCCUUAGCUGUAGUGAAGGAUAUUGAACUAAAUACGAAAUUACAAAACCACAAUAAGGAAAUAGCCAAUGAAAUUAAAAUUUUAGCAACAAUGAACCAUCCCAAUAUAAUUAAAUUUUAUAAUUGUUAUUACGAAGAAAAACACGUUAUGAUUUGUAUGGAAUAUGCGACAAAAGGAAACUUAGCAGAAUACAUGUUUGAACGAUGUCCGAAUUUAAUCAAACAGACGGAAAUUCUAUUUUAUUUUAGUCAAGUCCUUUUGGGAGUACGCUACAUACACAAUUUAGAUAUAAUCCACAGAGAUUUGAAAGCAGAAAAUAUCUUACUAACUGGAACACAUGGUGUUAUUGUUAAAAUUGGAGACUUCGGAAUUUCAAAGAUGUUGGCUAGUGCAAAGAAAACUUCAACAGUGAUUGGCACUCCUUAUUAUCUAGCACCUGAACUUUGCGAGGGUAAACCGUAUGACACCAAAAGCGACGUGUGGGCGCUUGGGUGUCUGUUAUAUGAAAUGUGCACACACAAGCGGGCUUUUGAUUCGGAGUCACUAGUGGGAUUGGUGAAGGUGAUAACAAGUGGGAACGUCCAUCCAAUUGACAUGACAGUUUAUGAUAGAGGUCUCCAAGACCUCGUAGACUCGAUGCUGUCGGUGAUACCAGAGAAGCGGCCGACGAUAAAGGAACUAUUAGGCAGACCCAUCCUUCUACCUACAGUGUAUACAGUUUAUUUGGAUGCUGGAAAUGAUGAACUGUUGUAUUCGAAAUUUUGUAAAUGUUUUUAAAUCUAUUUUAAGAAUUUUUAAUGACUAGUAUAAUGACAUUAAGGUACAAAUUAUGGACAGUAAAAUGAUGAUACAAUUAAAUAAAACAUAAGAUA
Molecule: messenger RNA, 1569 nt
Organism: Papilio polytes (common Mormon)
Lineage: Eukaryota; Metazoa; Arthropoda; Insecta; Lepidoptera; Papilionidae
Gene: rl
Product: serine/threonine-protein kinase Nek8
Exons: 7
Coding region: 593-1474 (293 amino acids)
Biological process (GO): protein phosphorylation
Molecular function (GO): protein kinase activity; ATP binding
Source: RefSeq, a predicted model, not a curated record